Schistosoma spindalis is the source of this 6012-nucleotide messenger RNA. Lineage: Eukaryota; Metazoa; Platyhelminthes; Trematoda; Strigeidida; Schistosomatidae. The record is from the annotation of a GenBank genome assembly.
UUACUUCACUUAUGAUAUUCAUGGCGCCAUCUGUGAAAAAAUGAAGUCCAACGAGAAAUCUGCUGGGCACGGUAAUAGUCUGAUCAAAUCUAGUAGGUCAUCUUCGAAGCGGAAUGAUUUUGAUCAGAAGAAGAAGAAAGAGGAAGAGCAUACACAACAAGUGUUUGAGGAGUUUGUCGCCACUUUUGAGGAGCCUUCCAAAUCCCGAGCUUGGGUUAAGGGUGGUGUCGUCAAUCCGUCCUCAGGCUCCUCAGAGGAUACGAAGGGAACUGGCCGCAUAUACAGACCUGUCUCAAAGUUGGAUUCUAGAGUAAAUAAAACUGAGGAACAAAAUAAAGCAGAUCUCAAAAAAUCCACUGAAAAGCCUCCAGCUCUUGGCAAGCGCAAGGGACAAGAACAAAAAAAAUCUAAGCUAGAACAGUUCAAAGAGGAGCUCAAAUUGAUUCAACAACAAAGAGAACAAAGACAUGCAUUAAGACAAGGGAGAAACCAACUCUCCACACAGUCUGAGCUAGAUCUCUCCGAUGUUGGUGUGCGUAAUCGGGAAUAUCGUAGGGGUUCUUCGAAUAAUCAGGGUGGAGAUUCAGGCAUGGGUUUUCACAACACAGUGUCGACACCACCGAGCUUUUAUUCUAAACGCAGCCAAAAUGAUCGUCAUGAUGUUGAUUACCCCUAUGAUUACGAUGGUGACAGAACAACGACAAAUCUUUUUCUUGGGAAUCUAAACCCUAAAAUGACGGAGCAACAACUGUGUGAGGCUUUCGGUCGUUAUGGUCCUCUUGCAAGUGUCAAAAUAAUGUGGCCUAGGACAGAAGAAGAACGUUCAAGAGGAAGAAACUGUGGAUUUGUUGCUUUCAUGAAUAGAAAAGAUGGCGAACGAGCCCUCGAUAACAUUAGAGGGAAGGAACUCAUGGGAUUUGAAAUGAAAUUAGGUUGGGGGAAAAGCGUCCCGAUCCCUUUAUACCCAGUUUACAUUCCUCCGGCAUUGCUUGAGUUGGUUAAACCACCUCCCCCAAGUGGACUACCAUUUAAUGCCCAACCUAGAGAGUGGUUGAAGUCAUUUCGCUUGGCGAUCAAGGAGCGAGCCAAACUUGUAACUGAUGGUGCAGACGGUGACAGCGCGCCACCACCUCCAGCUCCAGACCGAAAGCCAUACGAUAUAAAUAAAAUGUCGAGUGAAGAACUUACUGAAGUUCUCCGUGAAGCGGUGGUUAAGGUCGUUAUGCCAAGUGAUAGAUCCAUACUUGCUCUGAUUCAUCGCAUGAUUGAAUUUGUCGUUCUUGAAGGUCCUCAAUUUGAGGCCGCGGUUAUGCAUCGGGAAGCAAAUAAUCCUAUGUUUAAAUUCCUUUUUGAUUAUCAGUCUUCGGAUCAUGUAUACUAUCGCUGGAAGUUAUGGUCUGUUCUACAUGGCGAAAGUGUAACCAAAUGGCGUACAGAAGAAUUUCGAAUGUUUGAAGGUGGUCCGCUUUGGCGUCCACCUCCUGUUAAUUUAUUCUCUGGUGGCAUGCCAGAAGACCUUGUUGAAGAAGAUGAUUAUCCUUACGCUCCAGGAUAUGUUCCACCGCCUUCUGGAAGAAGACGUGAAUCUGAAGACCUGCAAGAAGAAAUUCGUUUAGAAGCUGCUGCCGCUUCGCGUCGUUGUGGUUUAACGGAGGCACAAAGAGGUCGGUUUACUCAAAUGCUGGAGGAUCUUGAACCCUGUCGCAUUAAAAUAGGCGAGGUUAUGGUGUGGUGUUUGGAACACGCGGAUUCUGCCUCCGAUAUCGCCUUGUGUAUAGUUGAUUCAGUUGCUCCAAAUUCGAAUUUCACUUCAAAUCAUUUGGAAAAAGAAACAAAUUCAGCCGAUGAAAAUCCUAUCUCAGACUUGAAAUCCGACCAGGAUUCUGCAGAGCAUGAAAAAUCUCAAUCUAUAAGCAUAAAUAAAUUGGUCGCUCGUUUGUUCUUGGCUUCUGAUAUACUAUAUAAUUCGUCAGCUAAAGUUCCAAAUGCUUCUUUCUUUCGAAAGUGUUUUGAAACUUGCUUACCAGAUAUGUUCAAAAACCUGAAUUUGCAUUAUAAAAAUGUAGAGGGGAAACUUAAAGCUGAACAAUUGAAGCAAAAAGUCAUGCUUUGUUUCCGUGCGUGGGAAGAUUGGGCCGUAUAUCCGAAUGAAUUCCUCAUCAAGUUGCAGAAUAUAUUCUUGGGUUUGGUGUCCGAGGCUGUUGACUAUGAAGCCGACCUGUCAGGUAUUCCAUUAAAUUUGGAUGAAGAUGAGCAAAACCAAGAUUUGGCAAAAAAAAUAGGAUUUUUAAAUCCGGAUGUCGAAGUUCUAGAAAGCCAACCAUUAGUUCAGUAUGAUGGAGAUCCCUUGGAUGUUGAUGGUAGUCCUUUAGAUAAUGAAGAUGAUCGGUCUCCUUCACCAGUCCGCCCUAAGAAUUCGCAGCUCAGUGCAACUACAACAGAGGAUGAAGUUAAACCAUCCGGGGAUACUUCUAAUCGUUUAUUUGUUCCAAGCAAAUGGGAAACUGUUGAAACUACUGAACCGGAGGCAUUAACGGUCGCAAGUAUAUGGGAAUCCACUUCUAUUUUAGAUACGAAAAAAGACCAAUCUAUCUCCAAGUCCAAUGAUAACAUUCAGAAUACACCUAAUCACCUUCAGAACCAACCGAAUGGUUUAAAUAAGGGAGCAUUUCUUCCUUCUGAAGUUGUUAAUGGAAUCCCACUUGAUACAAGUCGAUGGAGUAACAAUGCUUCAACAAAUAAAGUAGAUGAUGAUGUAGAUGGAGAACCAUUACCUAUUUUAGGAGGACUUGUGGCUUAUGAUGACGAAGAUGCUACCAGUCCAGUUGCGAGUGAAUCUAGUCUUUCACCUGUACCAGUUUCUCAAAUUCCUUGUCCAACUCCCGUAACUUCCACAACUUCUCAUGUUUCUUCAACACCUAGUAGUACUUCGACAACGACACCUGUUUCUGAAGAGCGCCGCGCUAUCUUAAGAGAAGUUGAACUCAAGGUAUUAAAGUAUCAAGAUGAGUUGGAGGCAAGUCGUAAAGGAGAUAAAACUAUUACGGAUGAAGCUAUAAACAAGCAAAUUCAACGUUACAGAGAACGCCUUUUAGAAAGCCUAGUAGAAAAUGAACAUUCUGUACAUAAAAAAGGACAUAAAUCUGUUCAUCGUAACAAAUCCAAACCAUCCAAAAGUAUUAAGGAGAAAAGUGGUCUGACACCUCAUCAAUCUAAAUAUCAGUCGCGAGGUCGUGAUAUGUCAUCCUCCCCUACUCGAAGGAAUUCAAGGGAUCGUUCACCUCCGCGUUCAUUCCGUGAUCGCGAUCGCCCUCGCCGACGUCAUGCUUCUCCUUCUGGGAGCCUGGGUCCUGGAGACUGGAGUACUUAUAAUAGCCCUUCUAUGAGAAUGGACUCACGAAACUCUAGCGAACGUCGGAGGACAUCUGCAUCAGCUUGGGAGCCUGACUCCACAGAAGAUGAAAUUGGCUACUCAACACAUUUAGAAGAUGUGGAAGAAGGAGAAGCCACUGAAGAUGACGAUGCGGGGGCAUUUACUUCAAAUCAGUCCCAUUCCAUUACUCCAAAGAAAAAACAUGUUCCACACAAAUCGAAUCGCAAACGACACCGUUCACGAAGUCCGGACCAAGCAGCAGCCCACAAUCGCCAUUCUCAUUGUUCUCGGACUCCGUCACCAUCCAGAAAAAAAGUACAUUCGUCAGACUCAGCCUCCAGAAGCCUAAAGAGGAAAUAACAUAUUUCUCAUUGCUUUGCACAGACGGUGUUUCAACUUACACCUUUGUACAGUUUCUAAUUUUCUCUUAAUUUUGUUUGUAUGUCUAGGUCCGAUGAUAAUGUAGUAAUACCUCUAUCUUCAAAACUGAAUAAAUUAUCAGCAAUUUCAGAGUUUUUGAACCUUUUACUAUGAAGCUACGUCGAUCAUAACUAAAAUAAAACAUUUAAGUCUAUAUGGUUAUUCGACGUGCUAGAAUAUAUAAGACGAGUCCUUUCCUGUAGAAUUAAUUUUCUUUACUGCUGUGUGAAAGUGGUGACAAAUAUCUCAUUCUUUUCGAAGCUAAAGAUAACCCUGAAUUAUAAAAUACUCAACGCCACCGACAUGUUUGCACUACAAAAUACAAAAUUUCUAUAGAUGGUACUUUCACAUAGCACCUGUGUGACAUUGAAUAUCUAUCAUUCGAUUAAUAUUUUAUUGACUUAAAAGCAGCAUUUGACUCUGUGGACUGAGAGGUUCUGUGGUAGUGCCUGUCAUUGAAACGCGUACCUCAGAAGUACAUAACCCUUGUAAAGGCUCUUUACUCGAACACUACUAGUCGAGUCAGAGCUUAUGGCGAACUGUCAUCUGCUUUUGCAACCUCAUGUGGUGUCCGUCAAGGCUGUCCACUAUCUUUAUUUCUGUUCAACUUCAUCAUAGACAUGCUGAUGGAAACAACGUUCUCGUGGACUGAAUUCUCGGGCAUUGAUCUCCUGCCAGAAGGUCCAUUUGUCGACUUAGAAUUCGCAGAUGACACAGUCCUGUCUGGCGAAGACGCUGACAAAAUGCAGAGUCUUUUGGUAGCACUAAGCAACAAUGCCAAGAUGUUUGGAAUGCGCUUUUCUCCCUCUAAAUACAAGUUAUCGCUCCAGGACUGGUCUGCGUCAGCACCUAAACUAAGGGUAAGAAGUGAAUUAGUCGAACGCGUCGAUAGCUUCACUUAUCUUGAAAGUCUGAUGUAAUCUCUGCCCAGAUUCAAAAGCUCGUUUAGCUUUUCCCAACUUACGUCAUCUAUGGUGAAGGCGACAUAUCCGUCUAUUGACUAAUGGACGGGUAUACUAUGUGGCAGUUCAUUCCAUUUUUACUUUACGGCUGCGAAACAUGGCCUUUAAGAGUGGGAGAUAUUCGUAAGCUACUAGUAUUCGAUCACAGAUGUCUUAGGAAUAUUGCUCUCAUCUGCUGGGAUCACCGAGUAAGUAAUAGUGAGGUUAGACGCAGGGUAUUAGGGAAUGAUGGUAAAUCAAUUGAUGAGGUUGUGAAUCUUCAUCGACUGAGAUGGUUGGGCCACGUGUUGCGUAUGCCUGAACACCGUUUACCACGACGCGCAAUGCGGAUUAGUGUAGGGGGUGGUUGGAAUAAAGUUUGGAGCGGCCAAACCAAAACGUGGCAUCAGUGCUUGAAGUCACUAACUUCUAGUCUUGGCCAUAUUGGUAGAUGCAGACUACUUGGUUGGGGUCCGCGUGGCUAUCGUAACCAAUGGUAGGAGACUUGGUAACAUGAUUCAGAAUCGACCACAAUGGCGUUGGUGUAUAUACCAUUUGUCUUCCCUUAGAUGGUGAGAUUAAAAUCGUUUCAUAUCUUCCUUUCUACGAAUUAAUUCUUUCUUCCUGUACUAUAUCCUUAUACACAAUCUUUCUUUUAUAUAUUACUACCAUUGAAGUAACUACUUGAUGAAUUUGGUGUUCAUCUUGUUGUGCUAAUGAGGUGUGGCAACUUGAACCGAUGUAUAUAUAGUUGUCUGGUUCUACGUUGCAGAUGACUGACCAACUGAAAGAAUUCUUUCUGGUUGUACUUUUCCGUCAUGUUCGUUAUUGUUCUCUUUUUUUGGUAAUAAUACCUUAUAUCCUCUUCUUCCAUUCUCAUUUUUUUUGUGGCACAUAUUUGGUGGCCUCUUGUACCAAUAUUUAUGUGUUCAAUUAAAUAAAACAUAGUAUUUCGUAAUGUAAUGCUAUCAUCUUAUAAGUUUGACAAUUUCUGUUUUUAAAUUUACGUGUAAACCCAUAAUCUGAAGAAUACGACCAUUAUUUACUUAAUUGAUUGCGAUUAUCUUCAUGGUAUGCUAUCCGACAUACUGAGUACGAAUGUGAGGAGAGUUCAUUCGAAAUUCACUAAGAUGGGAAUUUUUUUCAUCUGCGAACUGAAAUCAGUUAAAAUUAAGUAUCAACUUAAAUUAUUUGCUCAAAUUUGUUUAUUUAUUAUAUAAUGUAUUUAUUUCUGUAAUUUGUUCACAAAUACAUUUUAUCUUUGCGUUGUAGUAGGUC